Molecule: messenger RNA, 1925 nt
Organism: Lagenorhynchus albirostris (white-beaked dolphin)
Lineage: Eukaryota; Metazoa; Chordata; Mammalia; Artiodactyla; Delphinidae
Gene: SPATA18
Product: spermatogenesis associated 18
Exons: 12
Coding region: 166-1722 (518 amino acids)
Biological process (GO): mitophagy by internal vacuole formation; mitochondrial protein catabolic process
Cellular component (GO): mitochondrial outer membrane
Source: RefSeq, a predicted model, not a curated record
GCACCUCCCUCCGGCUUCCCGAACCCUGCCCCGUCCGACCGGAGAGGGAGGAUGGAAACACCAGCCGCGCUCUGAGCCCCUCCAGAAGAUAACACUUUUCCCGCCACAUCGGCUCGCGGUCCACGAGUCCAUCUCCCAGAGCGGGGCCGAGCGGAAAAACGAGCAAUGGCGGAUAACCUGAGGAAACUGGUCUCCAACGAAUCUUUAAGAUCGAUGCAGAACCAGCUAGAGUCCUGGCUGAGGCAGUACAACAAGAACUCAUGUGAUCAAAAUCUAAAUCAUUGCCUCGAACUCAUUGAACAAGUCGCCAAAGUGCAGGGACAACUCUUUGGGAUCUUCACUACAGCAGCCCAAGAAGGAGGACGUUAUGAUGGUGUGGAAACAAUCAAAUCGCGCCUUUUGCCUUGGCUGGAGGCCUCCUUUACUGCCGCUUCCCUAGGAAAACCUGUCGACAGCAGGGUCCCCUCUCUACAGGACACGUUUGAUAAGGACGGACGUAAAGAGUUUGGCGCUCGGGAUCGGGACAUACAACAAUUAGAUGCUGAUUUGAAUGCAACUCGUAAUCAACUCAACCAGGUUCAAGACGAGCUUACAUCUCUUCAAGCCCAGGAGGAAUCUCGCCACAGACACUCAGAGCAUAGGAGCUCAGAGAAGCGGGGCUCCGAGCGUAGGAGAGAGGAGCUGCGGGGCUCGGAGCCCCAGGGCUCGGAGCAGAUGGGCGCGGACAGGUGGAGCGUAGACCAGCGGAAGGCAGAAGCGAUAUGCGAUUAUGAGAAACAGCUCCGAACGCUGAAGGACGAGAUAGCUGUUCUGUCUGCUGAAAAAUCUGUACUCCAAGGAAGGUCCGCCAGAAUCCGGUCUCCGAGCCCUGACCCUCGCAGCCGCGGCCGCAGCCGCAGUCACAGCCGCAGCCGCAGACGGUCCACCAGCCCCUCCACCGCGGUCGCGAAGGUCAGGAGCCCGUCUCCGAGUCGCGCCAAACUGUCCAGCGUGGCGCGCAAGGCCGCCCUGCUGUCCCGGUUCAGCGACGUCUAUUCCCAGACCCGCCUGGAUGCGCAGUGCCUGCUGCGGCGCUGCAUCCACAACGCCGAGACGGUGCAGCGGAUCAUCUACAUCGCGGCAGUGGAGGCGUUCCAUGUAGCUAAAACGGCAUUCAGACACUUUAAGAUCCGUGUGAGGAAAUCGCUGACAUCGUCUUAUGCAGGGUCAAAUGACUUUGAGGAUGCUGUCUUGGAUUAUAUCGUUUGUCAUCUUGAUCUAUAUGAUUCCCAAAGCAGUGUUAAUGAUGUGAUCCGAGCCAUGAAUGUCAAUCCCAAGAUUUCAUUCCCUCCUGAAGUUGAUUUUCGCCUCGUCAGUAACUUCAUCCAGGAGAUAUGUUGCAUUGCGUUUGCAAUGCAGACUUUAGACCCACCCCUCGACAUUGCAGUUGGGGCCGAUGGAGAAGUUUUUAAUGAUUGCAAGUACCGUCGAAGCUAUGACUCCGAUUUCACGGCUCCCUUGGUCUUCUAUCACGUGUGGCCUGCUCUCAUGGAGAAUGACUGUGUCAUUAUGAAGGGAGAAGCUGUCACCAGGAGAGGGGCUUUUUGGAAUUCAGUGCGAUCUCUAAGUCGAUGUCGAAGCAGGAGUUUAAGUCCCAUCUGCCCUCGUAGCCGUGUUAGUUUAAGCACGAUAUCUCGAAGCCGGAGUCCUUCUCCAAUAAGGUGUGGAUUGCCAAGGUUUUAAAACCACCAGCCAUGUUCCUCUGCCCCGGACGUCUGCAACGGCCAACUUACCCAGUGCCUCCACCUGCCUGCUGUCUGCCUCAGACCUCACUAAAAUAAUGUGAAAAGGCAAUUCUGUGUAUCACUUCACACAGAGAGUUAAAUGUUUUGGCUUAGCGCAUUUGUACAGAUAUAUAGCAUUUUAUUUUAUUUUAUAGAUACAGA